ACAGAGCUAUUAAACCACAAGGAUAAUAUCUCACAAUAAUCCCAAAAGUAAUUAUUACAAAAACCAAAUUCAAACACUCAGAAAGGACAAAAAGAAAACAAAGUCAAGCUAUUUUCAAGUCUAAACGCUUUGCCUAUGUCUCUUAGCAGCCUCUUGAAGUUGAUAUCCACAUGACUGCAAUCAUUAAUGCUAUACUAAGGCAUUCUUUAAUUAAUAAUUCAAACUUUAAUAUGCUUCUUAUGAGUUGAAUUCAUUUGACAGACAUAUACACAGUUGAAGCAUUCACAAGAGAUGAGCACCGAUUCUUCUUCUACUAUUAGUUGGCACAAGAUUUCAAGAAAAAAGAGGUGCUAGCGAUCUAUCAGGGGUAUUUAAGGAAAACAAAAAACAGGGAUCUUGGGGAUUGGGUUUCAUUCAUGUUCAUAUACCUCAUCUUUUAUACAUUGUUCAACCAAUAAUUGCUUUAAUCGUCCAUCCUAUAUUCACUUCCCUCUUAAUCACAUAAAUAUCAAAUGACCCAUUCUCUGUCUUUACCAUCUACAACCCUAAUCCAACAGUCCAUAACUCCAAAAAUUAGGGCAUUACCUAGGUCAAAAUCAUCACUCAAAUCAAUCAAAAUUCAAGCUGUACAAGAUAAUGAACGAGGACCUAGGCGACUAAUUGACAUUAUUCGUAUUGUCCCUGAAAUUUCAAGAAAUUACUUUAAAACCCCUUCAAGAAGGACACUGUUUGGUGGCAUAUCAUUACUGGGUGGAUUUUAUGUGGCGCAAACAAUUUCUCUAUCAUUUGGAGCUUUAGGAGUUAAUGACGUGAUUGCUGCUGUAGUUUGUGUUUUAAUUACCGAAUAUGUGACACGGUUUUACUAUAGUAGGUCUAAGGUUAGGUGGGAUCCUGCUCAAAAGGAAAAAAAGAGGAAAAGAAAAAAGAAACCACAUAUCAGUGUUGCAAAAAGUCCAUUUGAGGGGCAAUUAAACACUGAAGCUAGCUGCAGCGCAAGUUGGUGUCAACGUGUCGUCUUGCUUAGGCAGUAUUCUGUGCAGACAAAACAAAAAGCAACAGCAGCAGCAGAAAAGGAGCCAAAGUUACAAUGCCAAAGUUAAGCGAAGAAUAUACCAAAUCGCUGCUAUUUUGAGGUAUGAUGGAUAAUUUCAGCUUUGAACUUAUACUAAGACUAAAUAACAUUGGUGUUUAUUAAGUUUUACAUCUGAUGAGAUUUGCACAAAACAAUAAGCUGUCCAGCGUGAAAAAUAUACCUGAACAAGUAGCAAGGAUUUGGAGGGACUAAAGUGGAGAAAACUUCAGUUAAACCCUUAGAUAUUCGGGACUUGAUAUCCAAGUAUAGUGGUCACCAGAGUCAAUUGA
This is a messenger RNA of Lycium ferocissimum, 1362 nucleotides long. RefSeq lists its product as uncharacterized. The record is from RefSeq and is a predicted model, not a curated record. The transcript is spliced from 3 exons. Bases 513 to 1100 code for a protein of 195 amino acids. NCBI's taxonomy places the organism in Eukaryota, Viridiplantae, Streptophyta, Magnoliopsida, Solanales, Solanaceae.